Gallus gallus (chicken) is the source of this 3349-nucleotide messenger RNA. It is a transcript of the gene SSPN, whose product is annotated as sarcospan. The coding region runs from base 133 to 882 and encodes 249 amino acids. Gene Ontology annotation, cellular component: dystrophin-associated glycoprotein complex; sarcolemma. The transcript has 3 exons. The record is from RefSeq and is a predicted model, not a curated record. Lineage: Eukaryota; Metazoa; Chordata; Aves; Galliformes; Phasianidae.
GGCCUCUCCGAAUGUUUUCCAUAUUUGUUCAGCCUCCUCCUCGGUUCAAAUACCGGGGAGGACUGGGGCGAGACAGAGCGCGGUUCGGGGGGCAAGGAGCCCUGGCACACACACACGCACGUGGGGAGCACCAUGGGGAAGAAGGAGAAGAAAGCCCAGCACAACGCGGCCCACGGCGAGGAGCAGGGCACGGACUCUGGCCACACGCAGGAGCCGGCGAUGAAGAAGAAGAAGAAGAAGAAGAGCAAGGGGGAACCCAAAGCUGGCUGGGAGGAGGAAUCUCACACGUGUUGUUGGUGCCGUUUCCCACUGCUGUGCGCUUUGUUGCAGCUGGCAUUCGGCGUCGCUGUAACGGUGCUGGGCUUCCUCAUGGCAGGCAUCAGCUCCUCCCUGCCGGUCAGAGACACUCCGUAUUGGGCUGGGAUCAUUGUCUGUGUGGUGUCCUUAGUGGGAUUUGUUAUGCUUUGCAUUUCAUACCAACCCGAUGAGAAGACGUGCGUGCAGUUCACAGUAAAGCUGAUGUAUUUUCUGCUGAGUGCCCUGGCUCUGGUUCUCUGUGUCGUGGCAGUGGCUUUUGCGGCCCACCAUUAUCUGCAGAUGACAAAAUUUACUUGUGACACUGUCCUCGAGUCCUGCCAGUGCAAACUGGACACCGUAGACCCCCUCAGCAGGACCUUCGUCUACCAGGAUGCCGCUGACUGCAGCAGUGUCACCAGCAUGCUCAGCCUCUACCUGAUUCUGCAGAUGGUGCUCAACCUGCUUGCAGCUCUGGUGUGUCUGUCAGCGUGCUUCAUUAUGUGGAAACACAGAUACCAGGUCUUUUAUGUGGGUGCUCGGUUCUACCCUUUAACUACUACUGAGUGCCAGCAACAGAAAGUGUAGGGUUUGCGUUGGCAGGGCCUGUAGCCAGGGAAUGGAAAGUGUCAGCAUUCUGCCACCAUAGACGCCACACAUGGAUCAAUGUUUUUAAGGUUUUUGAGAAGGAAAAACAUUCACAUGUUUAAUGAAUAUAUUUUUCAAUCAUUUUGUAUGUCAACCCUUGCAAAAAGUCCCUAGUGAGACUAUAUAGGGGUCACCUAACAUUCUGAAGAUGCAACCGUAGUGAUACUCACCAAAGAGCAUCUUCACUAGCCAUAAACAAUACGAGAGCUUAAAAAGUCAUUGGGAAUUGAUCUGAAGGGCUACAGCUGUUUAGAAAUAGGGUCUAUUUCCCUCACUGGUAGAUAUUCAUUCUUGCCUUCAGAGAAGAUAUACAACUUUCUACCAGAUGAAGAUCUCAUCCAAACUGCUUUAUUAUAAUUAUGCUGAUAACGCUUAGGGAAUAUACUGUGUUUUGGAUGCACCAAUGGGAAUUUACGGUACGGAAAAGGAACAAAAGAGGUCAAGACCUCUUCAAAUGCAGGCUGAGAUCAGCAGCAGAAGUGACUAUGUUAAUGACUACCAUAUAAAAGAUGUUUCAGAGUGACUGGUGAUGGCAGUUACCCAACCCAACUAUGAACAAACACCAGUUUCAGUGGGUUUGCUGAUGGUGAUGGGGUGGGCAAUGCCUCAGACCCCAGAUAUUUUACAAACGAGUGCUCGGUGCUUUGUGAGAAAAGAUCAAUUUAAGGAACCUUGAGCUGAGCUCCUAGGAUGGAGGUCCUUAAAUCACUAGUCACAUCGAAUGCCCUGCUGUAAUUGCAUGCUUCCAAACCCAGCAUCGGGCCAGUUCUACCAAUUAUAUUCUCUGCGCAACAAGCCAAAUGCAUUUUUGGUGUAACUCCUCUGAAGACAAUCAGCCUUACGCACCAGCUGUGGAUUUGGGCCAACAGCCCUGAAAGAUAACAUCCCUGCAACAAUCCAUGUUUUUAAAAUGGGAUAGAGGGAAGGAAGCAAGAAGAGACUGCCAGUCUACCAAAGACAUCAAUUGUAAAUAAUGAGGGCAAGAGAAUAACAAUUUCUUUAAAAGCAGCAUAGAAUAACAAUCCUUGUUCAGUGCUCUUUCACCCUGAAUGCAUGACUCUGAAAGUGCUUUACACAUUAUUAGCCUUAUACCAGGAUGAGCAUGCUGGCUUGUCUCUCCACCAGCUCAGCGUGUGCUCUCCAUUGACAGGAGCAGCUCUGGUCAGCAGCAUUGGGCACUGCUGCCCAGUAUUGACACCAGGUAAAUGCAGCUGGCACUCACACACUGUCAUCGUUUGGGAUUUCCUGAUCCCUGCCAGAGACAGGGUAUCUCUGAGGUGGAGUUGAAAAAACCCCGUGCCAGAAGAACCGCGCCACUAUCAUUAUCAGCAAGGAGGAAGCAAGCAGAAUUUGUACAAGGCUUUAAACAAGCAAAAACUUUCUGUUUCUGCUAAAAAAAAAAAAAAAAAAAAAAAAAAAAAAGCCACCAGUGAGUCAAAAAGCUGGGCUGGCAAAAAAGCUUGUUGUAUAAGCAGCUCUAAUCCUACCCAAAGAGUGCCUUCCAUGCAGCGAUCACGCAGUGAGCACACAUCACCCCAGGCUAGACCAGCACGCCACCAGCAUCAGAGAACCACAGUGUGGAUCACUCUCCUAAGGUCCACCUUGAGGAAAGUCCUCAUCUUUCUGUCUCAGAAACUUCUAGCACAGACAUACCUAGCAUUCUAGCAUCAGUCACCGAGGUGCUCUCUGCAAGAUGUGAAGUUGGGACCUUUUGAAAAUGAAAGUUUCAAGACCAGCUCCCAAACAGCCAUUUUUCUGUACCAAAACCCAAGUGACACUAGGAAUUGUGGCAGUAAGGGGACAUUUGCAAGCACUCCUGCUGGUUAUCCACACACUGCCACUGAUACUAAGUCCCAGAUUGGACUCUCAAGCAUACUUAGAGCCAGCACAUAGUGGCCCAGUGAGGUGGGACCUGGUAGGAAGCAGCCCAUCUCUUGACUUUGGUGGAGCAUUCUGCAAUCAUCACUGGUGGACCAGAUCCCAUAUGAGACAGAUACAUAGGUUUGGGGGCUUCCUCCCGUCCUUGCCAUCAGUCUCUGUAUCCCAAUGGCUGAUGAAGCUAGAGGAAGGCUCUGCUGGCAGAGCCCCUUCCUAAAUGGCCUGGGUGCCUACCUGGGAUAUCUUCUGGGGCAGCCCCUGGGGAUUUUGAGAUGCCAACUGGGGAUUGGUGGGGAGGGAUACAAGUGAUGGGGAAGGGAAGGGAAGAGAGCCUGCUCUGCUUAGGAAGCCACUUUAAUAACAGCAUUUUAAUCACAGCGCACUCCCUGCUUUGAGCCACCACUGCCAAAUUUGGUUCACUCUCUGGUGCAUCACAGUGUAACCCUUCACUCUAGAAGAAAACAGUAUUCGUUGUAUGUUCUAUGGGUAUUCUAAUGCUUUAUGAAUAAAUAUGGAGCAUUUUGAUCUA